Messenger RNA from Ochotona curzoniae (black-lipped pika), 6650 nucleotides. It is a transcript of the gene SMAD2, whose product is annotated as SMAD family member 2. Gene Ontology annotation, molecular function: DNA-binding transcription factor activity, RNA polymerase II-specific; RNA polymerase II cis-regulatory region sequence-specific DNA binding; I-SMAD binding. The transcript is spliced from 9 exons. Lineage: Eukaryota; Metazoa; Chordata; Mammalia; Lagomorpha; Ochotonidae. Bases 357 to 1670 code for a protein of 437 amino acids. The record is from RefSeq and is a predicted model, not a curated record. Gene Ontology annotation, biological process: SMAD protein signal transduction; regulation of transcription by RNA polymerase II; transforming growth factor beta receptor signaling pathway. Gene Ontology annotation, cellular component: heteromeric SMAD protein complex.
CUCACCAUGACUCUGCCCUUGAAAUAAACAAAAUCAUUAUAAAAAUGAAGAGAUUUUACUUGCAUAAUUACCAUGUAUUUGUAAGACUUUGGUACUUAUAGUAACUUUUUUUUUUAGAUGAGUUUGUUUCUGCAAUCCAUUUAAAUUGGUAACGAUAACAUAUUCAGUUUUAGGAUGUAACUUCAGAAAGUUGUGGAAUUAAUACUUUGAGAUAUUUAUCCUAUAUUUUAGUUUUCAUUUGAUAGUCUGUUGAUAUUAUUUGAAUUUAAAAUUAGUCUUGUGUCCUUUUCAUGUCUUUCUUAGGAUAGCUACAACCAUCUCUUCUCGCAGUGUGGACUGUGGCCUUUGGUAAGAGCAUGUCGUCCAUCUUGCCAUUCACUCCACCAGUGGUGAAGAGACUGCUUGGAUGGAAGAAGUCUGCUGGUGGCUCUGGAGGAGCUGGAGGAGGAGAGCAGAACGGACAGGAAGAGAAGUGGUGCGAGAAGGCCGUGAAAAGUCUGGUGAAGAAGCUGAAGAAAACAGGACGAUUAGAUGAGCUUGAGAAAGCCAUCACCACUCAGAAUUGUAAUACUAAAUGUGUUACCAUACCAAGGUCUCUUGAUGGUCGUCUUCAGGUGUCUCAUCGAAAAGGAUUGCCACAUGUUAUAUAUUGCCGGUUGUGGCGCUGGCCUGACCUUCACAGUCAUCAUGAACUCAAGGCAAUUGAAAACUGCGAAUAUGCUUUUAAUCUUAAAAAGGAUGAAGUAUGUGUAAACCCUUACCACUAUCAGAGAGUUGAGACACCAGUUCUGCCUCCCGUAUUAGUUCCACGGCACACGGAGAUCCUGACAGAACUUCCUCCUCUGGAUGACUAUACCCACUCCAUUCCAGAAAAUACUAACUUCCCUGCAGGAAUUGAGCCACAGAGUAAUUACAUCCCAGAAACACCACCCCCUGGAUAUAUCAGUGAAGAUGGAGAAACAAGUGAUCAACAGUUGAACCAAAGUAUGGACACAGGAUCUCCAGCAGAACUGUCUCCUACUACUCUUUCCCCAGUUAAUCACAGCUUGGAUUUACAGCCAGUUACUUAUUCAGAACCUGCCUUUUGGUGUUCAAUAGCAUAUUAUGAAUUAAACCAGAGGGUUGGAGAGACCUUCCAUGCAUCACAGCCUUCUCUUACGGUAGAUGGCUUUACAGAUCCAUCCAACUCGGAGAGGUUCUGCUUAGGAUUACUCUCUAAUGUGAACCGAAAUGCCACAGUAGAAAUGACAAGAAGGCAUAUAGGAAGAGGAGUGCGCUUAUAUUACAUAGGUGGGGAGGUUUUUGCUGAGUGCCUAAGUGAUAGUGCAAUCUUUGUGCAGAGCCCCAAUUGUAAUCAGAGAUACGGCUGGCACCCUGCAACAGUGUGUAAAAUUCCACCAGGCUGUAAUCUGAAGAUCUUCAAUAACCAGGAGUUUGCUGCUCUUCUGGCACAGUCUGUUAAUCAGGGUUUUGAAGCCGUGUAUCAGCUAACUAGGAUGUGCACCAUAAGAAUGAGUUUUGUGAAAGGGUGGGGAGCAGAAUACAGAAGACAGACAGUCACAAGUACUCCUUGCUGGAUUGAGCUUCAUCUGAAUGGACCCCUGCAGUGGUUGGACAAAGUAUUAACUCAGAUGGGAUCCCCAUCGGUGCGCUGCUCCAGCAUGUCCUAAAGCUUCCUCAUCAAUCAAGUCCCAUGGAAAGAAGGACUCAGUGUAACACCUCUUCUAUCAUAGUAUUUGUAUAUGGUCCCCGUGGACUGUUUUACUAUCCAAAAGUUCAAGAGAGAAAACAGCACUUGAGGUCUCAUCAGUUAAAAGCACCUUGUGGAAUCUGUUUCCUAUAUUUGAAUAUUAGAUGGGAAAAUUAGUGUCUAGAAAUACCUUCCCAUAAAGGAGGAAGAGAAGAUUUUAAAGACUUAAUGCUGUCUUGUUGGGCAUAAAACUGUGUGUCCCAAAGGUUUUAUCAAUAACAGUAGUUGUAAUGUGUACAGGUAAUGUAUCAUGACCCAGUAUCACAGUAUUGUGCUGUUUAUACACAUUUUUAAUUUGCAUAAAUGAGGUGUGUGUGUGCUGCUUCUUGAUCUAGGCAAGCCUUUAUAAAGUUAUAGUACCUGGUCUGUUAUUCUCACUUAUCCGUUAUUUUUGUGUGUCUUUUUUAAUAUAUAAUAUAUAUCAAGAUUUUCAAAUUAUCAUUUAGAAGCAGAUUUUCCUUGUAGAAAAACUAAUUUUUCUGCCUUUUACCAAAAAUAAACUCUUGGGGGAAGAAAAGUGGAUUAAUUUUUGGAAUCCUUGACCAUAAUGUGUUCAGUGGGGCUUAAAUACUGACUCACUGUGUGUUUAUUUACUGCUAAGGUUCAUUAAUAAGGAAACCAUACUGAAAACAUUUCCACACCUCUUAUCUCUGUCCCCACUUUUGUUCUGAUACCAAAACAGUGUAGCAUGACGUCAUUGCCAGUAAUACUGCACUGGCAGAACAAGGUAAUUCUGGAGUGCAGUGUGAAGUUUCUGUGGAUUAACUCCCUUUGCCUUAAAGCCAAAUUGCACCAGAUAGCAAUUGACUUGUAUAAUCUAGUAAUUUCGGGAAUUAUCUUUUCACCUCAUUGAAAAAUGUACAAUUAGCUGUAAAAUUAUUUUCAGGGAUAUAGAAUUGCUUCAUUAUAUUUAUCCUUGUUUAAAAAUCUGAUCUAUAAACAUAAGUACUCCUUUUGCAAAGAUAUUAUGAAGUAGUUCAACAGCAGACCUUGUGGUCUGAGUAGUUUCAUUGGAUUUAGUUACCAGAUUGUAUUCUAAAUCUUUGUAAAUGUGACUGCGUCUGUGAAAUACCUAGAGAAGCAGUGCUAAGCAGAUGAGGACCAGCAAGUAGGUGGGAUUCAGUUUAUAAAUUAAAUGUCAUUUUACAUCAUUGUGAAUUCAGGGUUUUAGAAAUUGGAGAACUUGUUUGGCAACUUUUUUAGCUUAAAAUUGUGUGUAGUGUGAGCUGUUCUUGGACAUGUGGUUGGCCACCAUGAUGCUGCCUGGAGGAGAGAGACCAGCUGUGGCGGUGGCCCCUUCUGCAGCGAACUGUGCCCCUCUCUCCUGUUGACUCAUCGCAAUGUAAACAUUUCUUUCUCAUCUCAAUGAAAAUGGAAAAUAACCACUCCUGGUCCCCUUUUCAUAAAUUUUCAUAUUUUUAAACGUAUUUUUGGUACUUGUUCUUUAAAACCAUAUUCAUUAUCUGUGUAGAUAAUGUCAUUUUUUAUACCUUCCGCAUUUGGUGGUUUUCUAUUGGAUACUCUCCAUUUUUCUAUAUUUGUGUAUAUAUGUAAGUGUUCUUGUAAAUUUGGUAUGGUAAUUUUAGUUCAUUCCACAAAUAUUUAUUGUUUGCCUAUUAUAUGUCAGAGGCUUUCUUAGAUCUUUUAUAUAUUGGGUAAGUAAGUGUGAGCAAGGCGGUUAAGGUCUCUGCCUUUACUGAGAUAGCAGUUAUUCUAACCCUUGUGAAGCAGAUAAACAGGGUGCUGUGCUGGAGAAUAACAGAUGGUUUGCUUUGGGUCAAACAUCUGGGGAAACCUUUGGAUGGAAGUGAUACUUGAAUAACACUAAGAAGCGAGCAAGCCUGGUGAAGAGCCAGGGGGAAUAGGCAUUCCUGGUGAAGAGUACAGCAUCUCAUCCAAAGACUCACUCUGAGUAAAACUCACUAUUAGAUGUUAAUGCUCUGCAUUAACCCACAUUUGAAGAUCAGAAUAGUUUUGCAGUUUCUAUAUUCUAUUGAUGGUUGCCUUACUUUGUGAUUGACUGCUUUGUGUCGUUUCUAUGAAUAUAUCUUCCUCAAACCUUUGGUGUUAAAUUUUUUUCUUUAUGCUAGGUCAGCACCACUUAAUUUAGCAGCCCUUUCUUGUGCACAUUUCCCACUGUUGUACUGUUUGCUUGCCUCUAUUGGCCCAUCUUGUGUUUGGAGUCGGUGUCAGUUACUACUGUCAGGCCUGCUGGGGAUAAUCAGUGGUGUUUCCCCUCUUUGAAAGUUUUUAUUAGGAACUUUGAGUGAUGUUGGUAAUCAUGGCUGGAUAGAAAACAGUUUUGAAAGUGGCAGAAGGUUCUGGCAGUUACUCUGACAUUGACAUAUUAAGGAAAGCAGUGCCAGCAGUGGCACUGGGUAAUGUAACACCUCCAUAACUCCGGUAGGUUUUUUCUGUACAAUAGGAAACAGACUUAACUCUGAAAAUUGAACAGAUAUACCUGUUAAGCACCUGACUUCAUCAUAUGGAUUAUAUUUAUGUGAAUCUGUUUCGUGAUCAUAUUUGCUUUUUAAUGAGGUACUUUCUUUCCGGUUAUGGUUUUUGCCUACUGUGAUCUAAUUCGGUAUUUUUCCUUUCUAGGGGUGCUGUUUAAAUUUGAAUGGAUAGAUUCCUCUGUUGAAUUUUGUCAUUGUUUUAAAUUAGCAGCAUUAAGCAUUUAUCUUAUUAAUAUGGCUCUCAGUUUUAUGACUUGAGAAUAGAGCAGCCAGACUUCCCACCACGGUUCUAAAAUGAAUAUUUAUCUUUCCAAUAGGUUUCUUGGAGAAAGUGUGGGGCUGGCUUAGGGGCUUGGAGCAUGAGGAAGUUCCCCACUGACUUUGGUUUGACUGGUAACAGCCUGAGUUUUAUACUACAUUGGGAUUCUACACAAGACUUCUUUUGGAAGGGGAAUGCUUCAUACCUUUUUAUGAAUACUAGUUGAGAUAAGAAUAAAUGAAUUUGGGACACGCUUUGGAAUACCACUGGCUGUGACAUGUUCCUGACUGUUGGAAUUGCUUCAUCAUCCUGAUUACACAUGGUGCUCUCAUUUAGCCAGUGGACAUGCAUCAAUGCCUGUUUGCCUAGCCACUGUGAUAAAUGUUGAAUAAUAGAAGAUGACCACAGCUGUGGUCCUCAGGCUGUACCUGAUUUUAUGGGGCUUAUUUCUCUCAGGAGCUGUGCCUGUUCCAGGAAGACUUCAGUUUGGUUUUUCUUGAAGACCAAGUAUUCUGAAUCGGCACUCUUCUACAUUCUUAGGUAUACAUUUGUAAGUUGUUCAACAUCUCAGUUUGUAUUUUCUACAUUAAAUUGCAUCCAGAUGUGCUAGAUACAUUUGUCUUAAUACAUUGUCAUAUUCUCCUGUUUUGUUAAAAUUGUUUCAAUUUUACUUUGCUUUUGUGCAUUUUUGUUAGUUUCCCCGAGACUGACUUUGAUGGUAAAAACAGUUUGGUUUCUUCUGGCUGAUCAAGUGUCAGAGUACAUGCCCAGUUAGUUUCUCUGCCUCCUCCAGAAGCUGCUUAUGUGUACCUCUGAGAAAUCUUUGUUUUCAUUACUAAUACUUUGAACAUUGAUUCAAAUUCAGGCAUCCUCUUGGUUUCAAGAUUGAGGAAGUUGAUGUUGGGAUAUAAAGUAACACACGACAGUGUUGAAAUCUGUCUUAUGUGUGCUCUUUGUUUUGAAAGCUGAACAUUAAGUAAUCUGUGUACAUGACCAGUGAAUGAUUUUUUUUUUUCUUCCCCUGGUCUAAAGCAGUGAUGUUUUGACACCAAAUUAUUGUUAGGUUUUUUCUUCUCAGUGUGUUUUAUUAAAUCUUGAAUAUUCAUCAGCUGCAUUUUGUUCUUCCUGUUUUCUAGUUACUGAUAGCCAAGUGGUCCUUACUGUUGCUCCUGUGUACGUCAGCCAUGUUUUAUGUGCAUAUGUCAGAGUGUUUUCUGGCCUUGGAAUUUUAGUGUGAACCAAAAGGGGAGGUGCUCUUCAUAGCCAUUGUUCUGGGAUCUUCACUAUGAAGGUUGAUAGUAUUCAAGUUGGUCAGUCUCUUACACGUGGCUUAGUUUUGUCUAGUUGGAUGUCUUUAUGACUGGUUGAUUGCAUAAACGAAUAGAUUCUAUUUUAAGAUUAUCAAAAAUCUCUGGUAGUUAUUGCCAGUGUUCUCACUGUAAUACCAGCCCAAACUUAGUGUUUAUUGUGUUUUGAACAGUCAGUAGAAAUAAUGUCAGUGUGGUCUCCAGAGACAAAAGAUUUCUGCUCUUUUAUGUCUUCAUUUUUAAGUUUUUGUGACUAUUUUGUCUCUUCAGACUGUAUGUUAGGAUUGAGGGGCAAAUUAUCUCCUGGAGUAGAAUCCCUGUGUUGAGCCUUACCACUAAAAAGCAGGAGCUGCAGUCUCCUGAUAGCCUUUAUGGUAAGAACUUGUGUCAUGGGUUCUUGUAAUCAGUUUAGUUUGGGAUAUUAUAGCUGAUUGUAAAUAUAACAGAAAUGCUCCUACUUUUACAAUAUAUAGUAUACUGUGUGUGUGUGUAAAUAUUUAUAUGCACAUACAUACAUAAAGUGUUAGAUACGUCUGUUGUUUAAAUCUCGGAUGUCUGUAAAAAGCCCUUAAUUUGCUUGCAGACAUUGUCCUGUCAUUGAAAGACCAUCAGAGUGAUUUUCUUUAUUCUGUCAGAGUCCUGAUUUGGCAGUUGAGUUAGCACUGCAUUUUUAGGCAGUGUGACAACUAAGAAUCAUAAUUGAAAUUUAUAACAUCAAGCAGAGCUCUGCCAUAGACUCCUUCCUGAAUUAUCAUACAUGCAUGGUUGUCUGGACUGUGCUUAGGGUUCAUACUUUUUCCUUUUUAUUUAUUUUAUAAUAUUAGGUGGUUUUCUUUGUACCCCUCUUCCCUGCCAGUGUAGUACUGCUGCUUAAUACU